This is a messenger RNA of Sitophilus oryzae (rice weevil), 1004 nucleotides long. It is a transcript of the gene Rrp42, whose product is annotated as exosome complex component RRP42. Gene Ontology annotation, biological process: nuclear polyadenylation-dependent mRNA catabolic process; U4 snRNA 3'-end processing; nuclear polyadenylation-dependent rRNA catabolic process. The coding region runs from base 140 to 991 and encodes 283 amino acids. Gene Ontology annotation, cellular component: cytoplasmic exosome (RNase complex); nuclear exosome (RNase complex). NCBI's taxonomy places the organism in Eukaryota, Metazoa, Arthropoda, Insecta, Coleoptera, Curculionidae. The transcript has 6 exons. The record is from RefSeq and is a predicted model, not a curated record.
UUUUUUUAUUUAGAGAUAAACAGAGAUUUAAAUGAUUUUUAUCAUAUACAUAUAAAAGAUUUUUUAUCGAAUUUUGAAUUUUACAAAACAUUUGUAUACAUUUCUGUUGAAGUUCAUAGUAGAAUAUUUAAAAGAAAAUAUGUCGCUCUGUGAUGCCGAGAAAACAUUCAUUCUUCACGGUGUAGCGGAGAACUUUCGGUCGGAUGGAAGAGACAGAGAAGGAUACCGCCCCAUUGAAAUCGAGACCGAUAUUGUACAACAUGCUUUUGGCUCAGCAAGAUUGCGAUUAGCAAACACAGAUAUUUUGGUUGCUGUAAAAAUUGAAGUUGAUACUCCACUACCUGAACGGCCUUUCGAAGGCAAAAUCGAAUUCUUUGUUGAUUGUUCUGCUAAUGCUACUCCUGAUUUUGAAGGCAGAGGUGGUGAGACAUUAGCCAUAGAACUUUCAAAUAUUCUAGCAUCAGCGUACAAGUCACCUAAAACAUUUAACUUAAAGAAGCUUUGCAUAUUAAAAGGCAAGAAAUGUUGGAAACUUUAUGUUGAUAUUUUAAUAUUAGAAUGUGGAGGUAAUUUAUUUGAUGCAGUAUCACUAGCUGUUAAAGCAGCUUUAUUUAAUACAAAAGUUCCAUUAAUUAAGUCAGUUAAUAUUGAUGGAGAUAAUGUUGAAUUAGAUGUGUCUGAUAAUGUUUUUGACUGUGAAAGAUUAGAUGUUACUAAUGCACCUGUGAUGGUAACAGUAUGUAAAAUAGGAGAUAAUUGUGUUGUUGACCCAAAUCUAGCAGAAGAGCAGUGCUCGGUAGGAUCAAUAGUAGUUGCAAUAUCGCAGGAAUAUUUCAGUACAGUAACUUCAAUAGGAAUAGGAUCAUUACAUGCACAAACUUUAUGUAGCAGUCUUGAGCUUGGACAAAAAGUAGGAAUAAGGUUGAAUGAAGCUCUUAUGGAUACAUUAAGUCAUAUUACUUCUGAUCAGGAUUUUGGAUUCUUAAAAUAAAAUAUUUAUGUUU